AGUGCAUACACUCUCUCUGCAACUGUGCGCCGACGUUUUUAUACAUCACCAUGAAAUUCUUCAGUUCCGCCCUUCUUGUAUUGUCCGCCUUGGCCUCCACCAGCGGCGGACCAGUACAACUCAAGCGCGGCCUGCCCACCUACUCGGCCACCACAGCCUCCCCGAUCUACGCCUCUGCCAGCGCCGGCCAGCCGUCUUACACGAAGGCCUUCCGGUCCGCUCCUGAACUGAAAUCUGUGUCUGCCGCUCAACAGUACGUCUCUCAGCCUGCUCCGUCGUAUUCCGGCCCUAGCGCCCAGCAGUACUACCAACAGGCUGAACCUCAAGCUGUCGCCUAUUCACAGCCUACAGGGGGCAAGUACGCUGCUUCUCCAGCCGCGCAGAAGUACUCCUUCGCAUCGCAACCUGAACCUCAACAAUACUCUUCUGCUGCUGACGUUUCCUCCUUCAGCUACUCGAGCCCUGUAGUGUCUUACAACAACCUAGGCUUCCUUCAUCAGAUCAUUGGAAAAGGAGCUGGUGCUCAACAGCAACAACCACAACAACAGCAACAGCAACAGGUUUACUCAGCAGCUCCAAGGCCAAAAGUACAAUAUACUUCUUCCCCAAGCCAAUAUUCAGCACCCCAAAACACCUAUGACAUUUCAAACGCUUACCAAGGCGUAGCUCAGAAAGCUGCAUAUUCUGAAUCUCCUCAAGCUCAGUACCAAGCCCAAGCACAAGCCCAAGCUUAUGCUCAAGCUCAGGCCCAAGCAGCACAAGCACAAGCUUUGGCUGAAGCCCAGGCCCAAGCUAAAGCUCAAUCUCAACAGCAACAGUCUCAGGCUCAUGCUAUUACCUUCCAAACUUCAUCUCCUGUAGCUCAGAAGCUUUCCUAUUCCUCAGCCCCUAGCUACCAAGCCAUCCAAGCCUUGCAAAAGCCUUCCGCACAAGUGAAUUAUGUGGGUUCUCCACAGCAGGUCGCUUACAGUGCACCACAAGGUUCCUCUCAAGCUUAUGAAACCGCUGCCCAUUCCGCACCCCAAAUUUCCUAUUCUCAGCCAGGUGCUCAACCCCAGUAUUACUCGGUGCCCCAAGGUGCUAAGUACCUCCGAGCAGGAAUCACUUACGCCCAGUAAUUUUUUUAUUUUUUUUUAGCUUUAGGUGACUAUUUCUUGAAUCUUUUGUAAAUAUUUUUUUUCUUUUCUGAGAAAAGGCAGGCUGUAUAUCAUAUUAUUGUUUUUGUA
Messenger RNA from Anoplophora glabripennis (Asian longhorned beetle), 1226 nucleotides. RefSeq names its product transcription elongation regulator 1-like. Bases 51 to 1118 code for a protein of 355 amino acids. The record is from RefSeq and is a predicted model, not a curated record. Lineage: Eukaryota; Metazoa; Arthropoda; Insecta; Coleoptera; Cerambycidae. The transcript is spliced from 3 exons.